AUGUCAGCUUCUCCAGACUUUCAGCUACGACCGAACCAGACCUCCAGCCCCACUCUACUCCCACUGCUCAACAUCACAGAUGGCAUGAUGGUCAACGCCACCGCCAAACCAUUCAGCGUGUUUGACGGAUGCGAGGGCAUGGAGGAGGGCAUUUUAUUCGACUUGGCCAUCCAGCUGAUCAAUGUCAUCCUGGGGAUCCCGGCCAACGUCAUGGUGAUCGUCAUCCUGAUCCAGAACCGCCGUGAGCCGUCCACCUCCGAUCUCUACCUUGGCUCCCUGGCCUUCAUGGACGCCUACUUCGGGGUCAUGACGCCCAUCAUCUUCGCCAACCUCUACGAGUGGCAGAGCAAGGAGGUCUGGAUGGCGAUCAAGUUCUCCUACGGCGUGAAGGACACCAGUGGACCCCUCUUCCUCUCCUGCAUCUGUCUGGACCGCUUUGUAGCCGUCGUCUUCCCAAUCGCCUUCGGCCGCCUCAAGCACCCCAAGUACAGAAUCAUGCUCACCAUCCUGGUGUUUAUGCUCACGUUUGCGUACGCUGCCGCUAAGGCCUUCGGAGGAGGCCUGCCCAACUUCGAGAAGGUGUUCACCGGCGAGGUGCUGGCCACCUUCACCUGGAUGAUGGUGUGCAACGCCUCCAUCUUGCUGGUGCUGAAGCGCUCCAAGGGCGCCGGCAAGGACGAGAUGCACCCCAUGAAGAAGAAGGCCUUCAAAAUGGUGCUAUCCAUCCUAGUCAUCAUCGUGGUCAACUACCUGCCACUGGUGGCGCUCUUCCCGUUUGAAGACCGCUACACGCCGGACACCUUCCGCUGCUACGUGCAGCCGGUGGGUUUCGCCUUCCUGAACAUCAGCAGCAGCAUCCAGCCCAUGAUCUUCCUCUCGCGCCUGGACAAAGUGCCCUUCCUGCCUGAGGCCUGGACCAAGGGGUGCUGCGCCCACAAACAGUCCACCAACAACGAGAAGCCCGCGAUCACCGCGAGCACAGAAACCAUAGCAACCAUAGCGUCCACCGCGCCUCUUUCCCCGCCCUAA
This is a messenger RNA of Sardina pilchardus (European sardine), 1029 nucleotides long. Its product is annotated as G-protein coupled receptor 183-like. The transcript has a single exon. Gene Ontology annotation, cellular component: plasma membrane. The coding region runs from base 1 to 1029 and encodes 342 amino acids. Lineage: Eukaryota; Metazoa; Chordata; Actinopteri; Clupeiformes; Clupeidae. Gene Ontology annotation, molecular function: G protein-coupled receptor activity. The record is from RefSeq and is a predicted model, not a curated record. Gene Ontology annotation, biological process: phospholipase C-activating G protein-coupled receptor signaling pathway; positive regulation of Rho protein signal transduction.